This is a messenger RNA of Cordyceps militaris CM01, 1956 nucleotides long. Its product is annotated as dipeptidyl peptidase IV, putative. The record is from RefSeq and is a predicted model, not a curated record. NCBI's taxonomy places the organism in Eukaryota, Fungi, Ascomycota, Sordariomycetes, Hypocreales, Cordycipitaceae. Bases 1 to 1956 code for a protein of 651 amino acids. The transcript is spliced from 3 exons. Gene Ontology annotation, biological process: proteolysis. Gene Ontology annotation, molecular function: serine-type peptidase activity.
AUGACCGUCAAAAGAGUCGUUCCUCAUGGAGAAUGGGAAUCUCCCAUCUCCAUUGAGUCGGUCGCCUCUGGCGCACGAAGCCUCAGCGCCCCUCGUGUCUGCAGCAAAACUGGCCGGGUAUUUUUCCUCGAGGGUGACGGGACCGGCAGAACUGCCAUCAUGGAGUUGACCAGCCAUGGCACCGUCGACAUUCUGCCCAAGGAAUGCAGUGUGGGCAACACAGUCUACGAAUACGGUGUCCAGGCGCUCCAGACACUGCCCGACGGGCGUCUCAUUUUUUCCAGCAAGGACAAUACGGUCAGGAUUCUGGAUCCGAGUACGUCGAAAGUGACUACGGUUCUUCAAAACUCUCCCAUCCUGCGCCAUGGUUCUUUCACGGCAGACAAGACGUCGUCUUGGGUGCUGGCCAUUCAGGAGGACCACACCAACAACACCCCGUAUGGCAUCGAAAAUUACAUUGCCGCCAUCCAUGUUGGCACUGGAAACGUGAAGCGCGUCAUCUCAGGGGCGGACUAUUACUUCCAGCCUCGAUUCAACGACGACGGCACACGCCUCGUGUGGCUGGAGUGGAAUCACCCCGAGAUGCUCUUUGACAUGGCCCGGCUGUACAGCGCUGAUUGGGAUGGCGGGGCUGCUGCGGUACGGAAUGUGACGCUGGUUGCAGGAGGAAACUCUGAAGGCGUGUGCGAGCCUCAUUGGGGUCCCGAUGGCGCUUUAUAUUUUUCGCAAGAAAUUGGUGGCCACAGACAGCUCCUUAGAAUCGGCCCAGAGGGCGGCAAGCCUAUGCAUAUCGCGCUUUCUGGAUUGACCAGCUUUGAUCUGGGUGAAUCUUCUCUAUCUGAAGCCAGCCGGACAUAUGUGGCUUUGUCUAGUCGAUACCUGCUCGUCAACGCGGUGGCCGACGGCACCUGUCGGUUACUUGGCAUUGAUCUCGAGCAAGAAACUUGGAAGCAUAUUGCGCAUGAUCUAGACAUAUCUGCACUCGGAGCAGAUUGCAUAUCUAGAAUCGACGAGUCGUCUGCCUUGGUUGUCGCAAAAGGGCUGACAACUUCCAAUUCGCUCUUUAAGAUCGACAUCCACAGUCGGGCCAAGAACAAACUACUUCGUACAGCUGGACUUUCUGGCUCCGACUUCUCCGCCGGGUUAUUGUCUCUCCCGGAACACAUUACCAUUGAUUCGCGCCGCGAGCCUCGACAAACCCACGGAUUCCUCUUCAUGCCCCGGAACAACAAAUUCGUCGCCGAACAAGGAACACUUCCCCCACUCAUCAUCUUUGCUCAUGGAGGGCCUACUGGGAUGGCCAACAGUGGUUUCAAUCUGCGAGCUCAAUAUUUCACCUCGCGCGGGUAUGCCUUUCUGACCGUCAACUAUGUUGGCUCGACCGGCUACGGCACCGCAUACCGCCGAUACCUCUAUGGCCGAUGGGGCGUGUCCGACACCAAUGAUGUUGCCGAUUUCGCCGCACACUUGGUGGAAACAGGUCGAGUCCGGGCCGGGGCGGUGGGCAUCACGGGCGGCAGCGCAGGCGGCUACAACACGCUGCAGGCCUUGACGCGGUACCCCACGAGCUUUGCUGGCGGCGUGUGUGCGUGUGGCAUCAGCGAUCUCAUACAGUUCGACGACCAUACGCACAAGCUCGAGUCGGACUACGCGGCCGCCCUGCUAUUGCCCGAGGGAACGCCCGAGGAAGACAAGGUGCGCAUCUACAAGGAGCGCAGUGCGCGGUAUCAUGCAGACAAGAUUCAGUCACCUCUGCUUCUCGUGCAUGGCACGGCGGACUCUGUGGUGCCGGUUGUGCAGGCGAGGAUUAUUCACGAUAUUGUCAAGAAGAAGGGCGGCGAUGUGAAACUGGUAGAGAUCCCGGACGAGGGCCACAUGCUCAGUAAGCCAGAUACGGUCAGGAAGUACCUAGCCGAGGAGGAAGCUUGGUGGCGCAAGACAUUGCUCAAGGUGUAA